AUGACAAACAAGAAAAAGCCUAAUCACACCAAUAAAACAUCUUCCAAACCAUCGACAAUAAAUAUCACGAGUAGCAGCACAAAUUCUCUGAAUAAUUCGAGUCAGAGUGUACUUUCCGAAGAUCGAUCGACCAAUGUUUCAAAGGCUAGUAACAUUUCAAAAAGUCAAAAUACAACUCAGAGUCAGAACUCACAAUCAAGGACCUCUUCUUCAAGUAGUAAUGAUGUAAAUUCUAUAUUAUCAAAAAGUACUUUAUCAGUGGAAUCAAAAAAAUCAAUUCAAGUGGUUCCAAAUAAUUUUCAAUCUUCCAUCAAAUUUGCUCCAGUGAAUGAGAAAUUGAAAGAGUUUUUGGUAACUAUUGGUUGUUAUUGUUAUGAAUUGUUUACAGAGGAGUUUGAUAUACUCCCAGAGGAUACACUAUUCGAAAAUUUAUCAACUCCUCAACAAUUGAACAUGUUGACUAAUUUUAUUGUAAAUUAUGUUUGUUUUGAUGUGAAUGGUUCUGUAAUGACCAGAAAAUUUGUAAAGAAAUUGGAUAAAACUAUUGGAGAAAGUUUAGUUUUUGAUAAGGAGGCCUAUCUGAACGAUGCUGGAGAUCGAUUGAAUAGUUUCAUAACUUUGAGGUUUUUAAUUGCAUUUUUGAGGGGGAAAUUGGAGAUGGAAAUUGAUAUGUUCGGAUAUAAGGAUUCAAAGCCAAUUAAACGAGGCAAUGAUAUCACUGUUGAAGAUGUGAUGAGAGUUGGUACUGUAUUUUCAGCAAAAGAAAGAAGUGCUGUGAAAGAUGUAAAGAAGAAAAUGACAAAAGGAGAACAAGACUAUGCUUUCACUGAUUUCAAGGACCAAUUCAACUCGAAGCAUGAUCACAAUAAGUGUUUUUUCAAAAUUUUCAACUCUUAUUUUGAAGAUGUUCCUCCUGAAAAACGAUUGUGUGAUGAGCCUGAAGAAGUCAGAUUCCAUUUUAGAAAAACAAUCGUUAAUGCCUUGAAAGGUGUUGUUCCAAUCUCUAAAUUCAAUGAAUCACUAUACAGAUGUCAAGAAAUGGAUGUUUGGUUGACCGUAUUGGAAAUGAUUUUUAAUGGAUUUGUAACUACCUUUAGUAGUGAGCUGUUUUUUUUUGUGGAAACCAAUUUUGAUCCUCUUGAGAAGGGUUGGAUGGCCCUUGUCCAGUUUGUCAAUCAGAACACUAAACUUUUCAAGAAGGUCUAUAAGCCAUACAUGUAUCAUAGAGAUUUGAACAAGUUGCAAUACAUUUUCAUAGACAAUGAUUUAUUUAGUGGCAAGAUGAAUGAAAAAGCAGCAAACUUUGUUGGAUCUGUUACGGACUAUAAUGCACAAGUAUCUCCAAAACGUGAUUCACAAGUUUAUUUCUCUAUCUGUAUUUAUCUAUUAAUAAUGGUAAAGAAUGGUUUGAACAUUAAUAGUAGGCAAGAAAGAUUGAGAGGUUUUAUGGAAACUUUCAAAUACCACAAAGAAAACAAGUUGAAAUUUUUGAAUAUUCACGAGCCAGAAAAUAUCAAAGUUUCCAACGAUCUCAAACCUAUUGUCGAUCAUCUUCCAACAUGCUCAUACUGUCGAAAGACUAUGGAAACUGCCUUGAAAUGCUCCAAGUGUAAUUCGGUAUUUUAUUGCAGUACUAAAUGUCAAACAAGUGAUAGGCCAGAACACAAGCAUUCAUGUGCAGCUCUUUGUGAAAUGAUGGCCCUAUCGAGUGCUGAACUGAAAAUAUUUGUAAAACAAAAAUAA
Molecule: messenger RNA, 1743 nt
Organism: Naegleria gruberi
Lineage: Eukaryota; Heterolobosea; Eutetramitea; Acrasida; Naegleriidae
Exons: 1
Coding region: 1-1743 (580 amino acids)
Source: RefSeq, a predicted model, not a curated record